UUAAAAUCCCUGAUACCGACCCUGGUACGUGAGACUCAAACCAGCUUCGUUCCGGGACGUCAUAUUACUGACAAUGUUUGCAUUUUACAAGAGGUAGUUCACUCUAUGCGCGCAAAGAAAGGUCAGAAAGGUUGGAUGACACUAAAGAUCGACUUGGCUAAAACAUACGACUGCAUCAGAUGGGAUUUCGUGCAAGACACACUGCAAGCGGUGGGGGCUCCUACGCUGUUACAAUGACUUGUUACAAUGGCUUGCAUCACUUCGUCUACGAUGCAAGUUCAAUGGAAUGGCGGACUCAGUGACUCCUUCUCCCCUACGAGAGGAUUAUGCCGGGGUUGCCCUCUAUCUCCAUAUUUAUUCACUCUAUGUAUGGAAAGGCUGAGCCAUCUGAAUGAAAACUCAGUUAGAACUGGAAGUUGGAAACCGGUGAAGCUUAGUGCGGGUGGACCAGCACUUUCUCACCUCUUCUUUGCAGACGAUCUCAUUUUGUUUGGGGAGGCGACUAUUGACCAGGUACAGGCGAUCCUGCACUGCUUUGAAAAUUUUGGUGCGGCUUCUGGGUAGCAAGUAAGCAAGCCAAAAUCCAGGGUGUCUUUUCGGCUAAUGUCACUGCGCCUUCUCGACACAGCUUGACUGCAGCGCUUGGCAUUCCCAAAACAGCCAACCUGGGGCACUAUUUGGGAGUACCGGUGAUCCAUGACCAAGUUUACAAAGCUACAUAUACGGCUUUAAUUGACAGGAUUGAUUCGAGACUCGCAGGCUGGAAAGCAGCAACUAUGUCGCUAGCAGGACGCAUCACCCUAGCGCAAUCAGUCCUCUCCUCACUCCCAGUGUAUACCAUGCAGACUGCCUUCCUCCUUGCUAGUGUACGGGAUUAUAUUUAUCGGAAGAUCCGAGCCUUUGUUGGGGAAGCACGGAUCAAGGGAAGAAAAUCCACUUAGUGGACUGGGAGACGAUCUGUCGGCCUAAAGCGGAAGGUGGCCUGGGGCUUAGAGACUCAACUAGGACUAACGAAGCUUAUAUGCUAAAAAUUGCUUGGCGUCUCAUCACCAAGCCGGAGGAGAUGUGGGCCAGAGUUGUUCGUGCCAAAUACCUCCGCCAAACGACUGAUGGCUGGGUUGCUAGAUCAUCGGGUUGCAUCUCUAACCUAUGGAGAGGAGUUCUUCGGGUUCUCCACCUGGUGGAGGGAGCUACAAGCUGGAACAUUAGGAACGGGAAGUUGGUGAGGUUCUGGAGUGAUAGGUGGCUGGCCAACGGAAGCAUCCUCAAGGAUUUAGCCCCAAAUGUCCCGGAAGCGCUACUUCAAAUGCCAGUCGUGGAGUUCGGGCUGAAUGGUGAGUGGAAUAAAGAUUUCCUAAAUGCUUACUUACCCCCGUCUACUGUUUUGCAGGUGUUGUUGCAUCCUGUUCCCACCGAGGCUGAGGACGACGUGCGAGUCUGGCGGCUCACAGAAGAUGGUGUAUUCUCCUUACGCAUAGCCUAUGCGAUCACCGACAUGGGAGAUGCACCAGCGAUGGGCACCCGGUGUGGAGGGCCCUUUGGCGGACGACAACAAUGCAGCGAGUGCGGAGCUUCCUUUGGCUGAUGAACCAUAGCCGACUGCUCACCAAUGCAGAACGAUAUAGGAGACUACCUCACAAACAACGAUGGAUUCAAAAUCUGCGGAGGAGAGAACGAGACGACGAUGCACAUCAUGCGCGAUUGUCCAUUUUCCAGAACGACUUGGGCGAAUCUACUAGAGGGAGAGCCAGACGCAAGUUUUUUUUAGCCAGACACCAAUUGCUGGUCCCUGCAUUACCUGUCUGGGCGCAACAAUAUUAUCGAUUCUGCUUUGUUUGCAGGUACGUGUUGGCUUCUGUGGAAAAAUCGGAAUAGCUUCUUAUUUGAAGGAAAGAUGAAAACCUAUCCACAAAUCCAGUUCGACACCAAGCAGCUCAGAAACCAGAUUCAGUCUGCAUUCGAGAAAGAAAGCCGUAUUUUUGGAGAUGGGGGACUCCACGAGCGGCAACUCAUUUGCUGGAAGCAACCACAGGAAGGCUGUGUGUGUAUCAAUACCGAUGGUUCAGUGGUACACUCUCAAGGAAGUACGACCUGUGGCUGCAUCAUGAGGGGAGACGAUGGACGCUUUAGUAGAGCUUUCUCGGCGAACCUUGAAGGGGAUUCAAUCACGAGGGCAGAGCUGGCUGGAAUUGUGCAUGGGUUGAAGCUUUCCUGGGAAGAAGGGGCUAGGAAGGUUGUCCUACAGACAGGCUCGCUGGCCUUGAUAGAGUCGGCCACUCCUACUCACCCACAUUACAGGAGUGUCGCGGAAAUAAGACACUAGAUUAACAGGGACUGGCAAGACUCUAUAUUUCCACACCCAGGUGAGUUAAAUGGUCUCACUCUUCAUAAGCAGGACCCAUAGCAUUCUUGCAAUACACGUUUGAUUCCAGGUAGUCAAUUCUUUAAUACCCAGGCCCCCUUCCCUUCGAGAACGUGCCAUCCUCUCCCAACCAAUUUUUGAUUACCUUCAUCACCUCCAUGCCUUAAGAAUUGAGAGCAGAGAGUGUGAACCUUUUUAAGACUUUCUUGGGCAGUAAAAAUACUUGCUUCCAAAAGACCAGAACUGCAACACCCCCAUCCAUACUGAAGUGAUCAAUUGAAGACGACUAGCAUAACUCAGCCGUUUUACACGCCAAUAUUUUAUCUUAUGGGUGAUUUUGGCCACCAGUUUCUCACAAUCAAUAGAGGAUAAUUUUUGUGAAAUCAAGGGCAAGCCAAAGUACCUCACUAGCAUAGUCCCUUUUUGAAAUCCCGAAAAGAGAAAAUUGCAUUGCUCUUGUACAGAAAUGAAGACCCACCAAAGUAAACCUCGCAUUCUUCUGGGUUGCAAUUGAGGCCAGAUAGACUAUGAAAAUCAGACAAAACCUGUUGUACUUUAGUUAUAGUGCUAGUCACCCAUUAGUGAAAAUCAGAAGGUCGUCGACAAAGCUUAAAUGAGCCAGAGCUAUGGAACGGUAACUCUCCAACAGCUUCAAAUGCAUUCAACAAUAAAGACCUUUCAUAGCUAUCAUGAAAAGGUAGGGUGACAAAGAAUCACCCUGUCUUAACCCCUUCUCGAGAACCAAAACACUCACAAAGACUUCCAUUCACACUAAUGCUAACUUUUGUUGUUUUCACACAGAUUUUGAUCUAGUUCAUAUAGCACAUAGGAAAUUCAAUUUCCUCCAUCAUCAUAAAAAAUAAGUUCCAAUUAACAAAAUCAAAUGCCUUCAUAAGAUCAAUCUUUAUAGCACACCGAGAAGAAAUGUUUAUUCUAUGA
Molecule: messenger RNA, 3301 nt
Organism: Linum trigynum
Lineage: Eukaryota; Viridiplantae; Streptophyta; Magnoliopsida; Malpighiales; Linaceae
Source: the annotation of a GenBank genome assembly